AUGGGGUUCUCGCGAUUCUUUUCUCGAUUUGGCCAGACACCAUAUCGUCGGGGGAUUCUGAAAGCGGCUGCUGGCGCCGCUCCUUCGGACCAGAGUAUCGGUGAGGUUCAGGUCCCCAUGGAUCCUAGUAGAGCAGGAGAAUUGUCCAUCAGUCAGCGGGCCUCUUUUACGUCCUCGUCGGUGGCCUCACCUGGCCUUUCUACACGCGGAUGCACCACCCCAGCGGCCCUUCAGGAAGAGGCGGUUUCGCUUGCCGUUGAAGCUCUGCACAGCUAUUCUCAAGAGGUGGAGAUUGCAGAACAUCUCAGAUCGAGGUUUGAUGCCAAAUAUGCACCCACCUGGCACUGCAUUGUUGGCAGAAACUUUGGCAUGUAG
Molecule: messenger RNA, 375 nt
Organism: Protopolystoma xenopodis
Lineage: Eukaryota; Metazoa; Platyhelminthes; Monogenea; Polystomatidea; Polystomatidae
Source: the annotation of a GenBank genome assembly